Colletotrichum tamarilloi is the source of this 813-nucleotide messenger RNA. RefSeq names its product proteasome subunit beta type-7. Gene Ontology annotation, cellular component: proteasome core complex. NCBI's taxonomy places the organism in Eukaryota, Fungi, Ascomycota, Sordariomycetes, Glomerellales, Glomerellaceae. The coding region runs from base 1 to 813 and encodes 270 amino acids. The record is from RefSeq and is a predicted model, not a curated record. The transcript has 2 exons. Gene Ontology annotation, molecular function: threonine-type endopeptidase activity.
AUGCCCGGCUUCGACUUCUCAAACUACAACCGCAAUGCGGCCCUCCACGCCCGAGGUGUCCCCCUCCCCAAGGCGACGAGCACAGGUACCACCAUCGUAGGAUGCAUAUUCGACGGCGGUGUUGUGAUUGCCGCCGAUACAAGAGCAACUUCCGGUCCCAUCGUCGCCGACAAGAACUGCGAAAAGCUGCACUACAUCGCUCCCCAGAUUUGGUGUGCAGGAGCCGGUACCGCCGCCGACACCGAGUUCACCACGGCAAUCAUAUCCUCCAACCUCGAGCUCCACGCCCUCUCCACGGGCCGCAAGCCCCGCGUCGUCACCUGCAUGACCAUGCUCAAGCAGAACCUCUUCCAGUACCAGGGCCACAUUGGUGCCUACCUCGUCGUCGCCGGCGUCGACCCCACGGGAACCCACCUCUUCACCGUCCACGCCCACGGUUCCACCGACAAGCUCCCCUACGUCACCAUGGGCUCCGGCUCCCUGGCCGCCAUGUCCGUCUUCGAGACCCAGUGGAAGCCGUCCCUGACCCAGGACGAGGCCGUCAAGCUCGCCAGCGACGCCAUCCAGGCCGGUAUCUUUAACGAUCUCGGCUCCGGAAGCAACGUCGACGUCGCCAUCAUUACAAAGGACAAGACCACCCUUAAGCGCGGCUUCGUCAAGCCCAACGAGCGUAGCGCUAAGCUCAAGAGCUACGCCUUCCAAAAGGGCACCACGGCCGUGCUCAACGAGAAGAUUAUCAAGAAGAACGAGAUUGGCCGCUACGUGAGCGUAACGGAGGUGCCGGCCGGUGAAGCGAUGGAGGUUGAUACCUAG